AUGGAACCCCAGGCAGAAGAAGGCGGCAUUCGGCUCCUCCCACUCUCAACGUCGCCGGGAAAUCACCGGCGUUCCAUCUGCUCCAACUGCCAACGGCCGAAUCCAGUGUGUCUCUGUCACGCGCUUCCCGCAAAUCCCAUUCCAACCACUACCCGAGUCUUCAUUCUCCACCACCCUCAAGAGGCCAAACACAAACUCUCCACCACUCCAAUCCUCACCAAAUCCCUACUCCACGCCACCGCCAUCACCGGCCGUCGCCUCCGUCGCAACACCUCCCCGCUCUUCGACCAGCUCCCCCCUGCCGUCUACCUCUUCCCAUCAACCACCUCCUCGCCGGCCGUCAACAUCUCCGACCUCAAUCUCUCGGAGCUGAAACGCAAAGCCGAGAACAGCGGCCUGGUAUUGAUUGCCUUUGACGCGACGUGGAAGCACGCCAAGGAGAUGGUGAAGGCGAGUGAGGAGUUUUUGUCCAAAUUCGCGAUUAGGGUUUGUUUAGGGAUGGAAGAUGAGAAAGUGAGUGGGGGAAGUAUUUAUGAUUCUGAAUUGAUUUUGAGGAAGGAACCUUUUGGUGGUUGCGUGAGUACUAUGGAGGCUGUGGCUAGAGCGUUGCGGGUUCUUGAGCCUAAUGGGGUUCAGAUUGAGGCUACACUCAUUGGGAUUUUGAGGGAAAUGGUGAAUUUGCAAGUUAGUUUUUUGAAGCCUGUGAAGCCUAGACCCAAAUUGUUGAAGAAGAAACAACUUAAGGAAGUGGAAAAGAGUGAGACCUCUGAAAAUGGUUAG
Vicia faba (fava bean) is the source of this 780-nucleotide messenger RNA. The record is from the annotation of a GenBank genome assembly. Lineage: Eukaryota; Viridiplantae; Streptophyta; Magnoliopsida; Fabales; Fabaceae.